Molecule: messenger RNA, 1254 nt
Organism: Anthostomella pinea
Lineage: Eukaryota; Fungi; Ascomycota; Sordariomycetes; Xylariales; Xylariaceae
Source: the annotation of a GenBank genome assembly
AUGGCCGGGACGAUGGAACAACCCAAGUCCAUCGCCAUGCAGAACCAACCUGCUGUGGUCGACAUCCGUCACAUACUCCAGCGCCUGUGGCCCGAUCCGGAGAAGGAGAACGUGACGGCGCGCGAGAUAUCAGACGCCCUUGCGCUCAUCUUCACCAACGAGCUGAGUCCCGUGCAGUCCGGUUCGCUCCUGACUGCCCUACACUUCACCAGCUGGGACCGCCGCGCCGAUGUCCUGGCCGAGGCCUCGGCGGCUAUGCGGCGUCAUUCUGCUGAGAUCGACUACCAGAAACUCGAAGCUGCUUUCUCGAGUCGGAGACGGCCGGAGGGGAAGUACCAGGGCGGACUUUGCGAUAUCGUGGGCACCGGCGGCGACUCCCACCACACCUUCAACAUCUCGACCUCCUCUUCGAUCCUAGGGUCAUCCCUUCUCCUGAUCGCCAAGCACGGCAACCGCGCCUCGACAUCCAAGUCGGGGUCGGCAGACCUGCUCAUGAACAUGCGUCCGCAUCCCGCGCAGCUCUCCCGCAUCAACCCAGACACCAUCUCGACCAUCUACGGCGCGACAAACUACGCCUUCCUGUUCGCACCCGUCUUCCACCCUGGCAUGAAGUACGUAGCCUCCAUCCGCAAGGAGCUGGGCUGGCGCACCAUCUUCAACCUGCUGGGCCCGCUCAGCAACCCGCUCAACGACGCCAUCGAGGCGCGCAUGCUAGGUGUCGCUCGGGACGAUCUGGGUCCCGUCUUCUCCGAGGCGCUGCGCCUCGCGGGGUCCAAGAAGGGCCUUGUCGUCUGCGGCCAGGAGCAGCUCGAUGAGAUCUCCUGCGCGGGGCCGACGUGGUGCUGGCAGCUUGUCGAGGGCGCCGACGGCGUCGUGGAAGUGGAGCACUUCACGCUGGAGCCCAAGGACUUCGGCCUGAGUGUACACCCGCUGUCCACGGUGUCGCCAGGCAAGGAACCCCACGAGAACGCCGAUAUCCUGCGGAGGAUACUGAGAGGAGAGAUGCCCGAAGACGACCCCAUACUCGAGUUCGUGCUGAUGAACACGGCGGCCCUUCUCGUCGUCUCGGGCGUCUGCGAGGCGGACACGAGCGCCAUGGGCCCCGAAGACGAUGGCAAGGUCGUCACCGAGAGGGGACCGGGCAACGGCCGUUGGAAGGAGGGCGUGCGGAGGGCGAGAUGGGCAGUAAAGAGCGGGGAGGCCUGGAGGCAGUGGUCUGCAUUUGCAAAAGUCACGAACGAGUUGUCUGCUUGA